Messenger RNA from Liolophura sinensis, 3137 nucleotides. RefSeq names its product tyrosine-protein kinase SYK-like. The coding region runs from base 229 to 2283 and encodes 684 amino acids. Gene Ontology annotation, cellular component: cytoplasm. Gene Ontology annotation, biological process: protein phosphorylation; intracellular signal transduction. The transcript is spliced from 18 exons. Lineage: Eukaryota; Metazoa; Mollusca; Polyplacophora; Chitonida; Chitonidae. Gene Ontology annotation, molecular function: non-membrane spanning protein tyrosine kinase activity; ATP binding. The record is from RefSeq and is a predicted model, not a curated record.
UAUUCUCGGGCGGCUUGGAGGUACUUCCUUGUUAUCGAUCAGGACAAUAUAACACAUCCCAUUUGUUCACCUUUUCUUUGACGAUGACUAGGAAAUAAUGGUUCAUCAUUCCCCCAAGUCAUCACUAAGGCUGUUGCGUCUUAACGGCGCAUAUUACUCUACCUGAGGAGAGGUACACUAGCUGUACAAACUGUUUUUCUUGUGGGGAGAACCAGACCAAUCAGAUAUAUGUCCCAACUCAGGCUUAACUCACCCAAAACUCAGAAGAUGGCCGCUGAACCAAUAAAGGAGGUGAAAGAGAGCGCCUUCUUUUUCGGCCGAAUCACACGCGAUGAGUCCGAGGCCAUUCUUCAGAAUCAAGGUCAUCAGGAGGGGCUGUAUCUUCUGAGGGAAAGUAUCACCCCCGUCGGCAAUUAUGUCAUCUCCAUCUGCCACAAGGACUCUGUUCAUCACUACAGUGUGGAGAGGCAGCUGGAUGGCACAUACAUGAUCCAGGAUGGGAAGAAGUUUAAGGACCCGCUAGAUCUGCUGAGGUAUCACAACAAGCACCUGGACGGCUUUCUAACUCACCCCAAAAUCCCCUGUAGCCGCUCUCCAGGCACUUCCCCGCUCAAGUUCCGCGGCAUCACCUACGAAAUCCUCGAACAAGAGCUGAAGAAAAAGGUGGACAGCAUGAAAUUAAAGGGUAAAGAACUGGAAAAAGCUUUAGGGAGGAAACGAGAUCAGUUUGUGAGCUUGGUGGCAAAGGAGCUACAUAAGGAUCAGCCAUGGUACCAUGGUUACAUAGAGCGGGAUGAGGCAGAGAGUAGACUCCACAAUGACGGCCAUGAGGACGGAAAGUUUCUAGUACGUGAAAGACGGGAUCGUGACAACAAAGGGGCGUGCUUCGCAUUGUCAAUUAGCUUCGGUGAGGCCAAACACUACAUCAUCGAGAAAGAUCGAAGUGAACAUUACUUCAUAGACGAAGGACCAAAGUUUGAAAAUCUAAUGCUGCUAAUUGAUCACUACUACAACAAACAAGCUGGACUGAUCUGUAAACUGAAGAAACCAUGUUGCCGACCUGACUAUGACAAGAGGAAACUGGAGUGUUUUGAUUGGCCAUCCAUUGUCAGAGAAAAUCCUGCCUAUCCAAACUUCAGUGAAAUGGUUGUCACGACAUUCACAUCUGGAGCUGCUUCUGAGUACUUCAGCCAUCAAGAUGUUUUCAAUGGCAGUUGGACACAGGAAGCCGCCCCACCCUUGUCACAGGCCUCCUUCCCAGACGCAGGCUCCCCCAAGAGGAAGCUUCCCUCACCCCCAGAUGAGGAAUGGGAGGUUCCACAAGAUGAUUCCGUAUCCAAGGGGGCGGCGGCCUUGGCCAGUAGCCAAGUGUUCGGUGAGGAGGAUGCUGAGGCGAUUUACGGUCGCUAUAGGAGAAGAGAACCCUCAACGUUCACUCUACAGCCAGAACAUAUCACACUGGAGGACUCCUUAGGGGCUGGGAACUUCGGGUCUGUGAUGAGAGGAAGAUGCCGUACAAAGUCUGGAGAAAUACCUGUAGCGGUGAAAACCCUCAAACAAGAACAUGUGGUUCAAGGUCAAGAGCCGGAGAUUAUUCGAGAGGCCAAAGUAAUGCAGAAUUUAGAUCACCGUAAUAUAGUCCGCCUAAUAGGUGUGUGUAAAGGAGAAAGCAUCAUGUUAGUAAUGGAAAUAGCUCCUCUCGGCCCUCUAAAUAAAUAUGUACAGCGGAAUAAGAACAUGCCUGUUUGGAACCUUCUUCACCUGCUACAUCAGGUUGCCAUGGGAAUGGAGUAUUUGGAAUCAAAGAAGUUUGUUCAUCGUGAUUUGGCAGCUCGAAAUGUUCUCCUUCUCAACCCAACCUUUGCUAAAAUUAGUGAUUUCGGCAUGUCAAAAGCAGUGGGCUCAGACAGUGAUUAUUAUAAGGCUAACUGUGCUGGGAAGUGGCCACUGAAGUGGUACGCUCCCGAGUGCAUUCAGUACUUCAAGUUUGACUCCAAGUCGGAUGUGUGGAGUUACGGAGUCACCUUAUGGGAGGUGUUGUCCUACGGAGAGAAACCCUAUAGGAAAAUGAAUGGUCAGCAGAUGUUGACAUAUAUCCACUCUGGGCGACGGUUACCCCAGCCUCAGGCGUGUGAUGAAGAAACUUACGGCGUAAUGCUCAAGUGUUGGCAGGAGGACAAAGCGGCACGUCCUUCCUUUUCUGAGUUGGUCCCGAUGAUGAAGAACUUACACGAAAAGCACAAACUGACCCAGGCCUCUGGGAUAGGUAUUGAUUUAGUGUGACGCGAAUUGCGACAGAUUGCAGCAAUGCGACAGAAGUGGGGAGUUUCUCUUUUAGCAAGACAGGUGUGAUGACAGCGUUACAUGUGAUGUGCCUGGGACAAACAGUGACAGGUGCGUGUUCAUUACAAGAGAUCUGAGAGACAAGAGCGGGAUAAUGUGUCAAGGAGCAUAGCUUCUCAAGGUGAUCAGGUCACGUCGUCACAGUGGUUAUCGUUUGUGUACCUCUGUAUACACCGUGCUUAGGAUUUGUGUCAGCAGCUGCUCAUCACUGUAAUAGAGCAACACUGUGCUGACUUCAUGACUGAGAGGAUCUCAUCACACAACGCACCCCCCCUCCCCCCCACCUUUGAUCCCGUCACUUAGGAUCACCGUGGUUAGAAUCUCGUCACGCUGUCAUUAUCGUCGUAGUGUAACGCCCUCUCUUCUGCCAGAGUGGUACAGAUCCUGUUGUGACAGCCAUGGUAUUGUAAUACAACGUCAUGCUGACAGCGCCCUGACCAGUCACAGUAUACCGUCAGGAGUGGCUGUGACCAUGGCAACUGUCACACGUGUCAUCGUCACAACACUGUUACUGUCAUGGAAUCAUUCGGCAGUGAGUGUGCUGUGUUUAAAUGCAGGGGGGAAUAAUGUUCACAAAGGUCAGAGGUCAACUGUACAGACUAAUACAAGGUGCACUACGCAUAAUAGAUGUAAACAUUGUUUUAUAUUAAUUUUAAUUCAAGUAUCUGUGUUACUUCCAGAUUUUAAGUUUUAUUUUAUAUUUUGUACAUAAUUUAUCGUUGUUUACUGCAAAAGUGGAAUUAUUUUGGCUUGAUGAGUGACCUGACUUUUAUCUGAUUUACAGCAGAGAGUGC